AUGAGCCUCCUCAAUCUUGGCAACCUUCUCAGCGUUUCGGCGCCACCUCUCGGGCUCAACAUCUCUGUCAACAUUGGGCGAUCACUCAGGGCCAACCCGCCCAGUCUUCAUCGAGAUGCCCACCCGAUCCUUGGUCGUGAUGAAACAGAGAGUCCUACCUCCCAUGUUGGAGGCCCUGCAAAUGAAAUCGUCAAGAGCUCUCUGAGUCCGGCGAUCGAGAUUCGAGACACCGUGCCAGCAGGCGAUGACACGGUAGAGGUGCCUGAGAGCGAACUCGUGGAUAUCCUCGAUCAGCUGGCUGAUCUAGAGAACCAAGUGGAGGGCCUGAUGGGGCAGGAUGACGGGGAGGACGCUGCGGGUAUCGAAGAGGCCCAAGAUGACAGUACAGAUGCAGGCAGUGGCAUUGAUGGAGUUGGCAAUGUCGCGGGCCAAGAUCCUCAGACAAUCUCGGGCGCAACUAACGACGGUGAGAUCCCCAGUCCUGAGAUUGCUGAUGGUGGUGAAGGGUCGUCUACCAGCAUGCCUGCCGGCAGCAUCGCGGUGCCAGCGCCUACGGCUUCGGGGCUCCCCACAAACAAAGCAGAUGAUAAGAACAGCGACGACGCUGUGACAAACAACUUUGCCGACGUGGAUGAUGGCGACAAAAUAGAGGAGGAAGACGAUGCUGAAGGCGCUGACGGUGGUCAGGCUGGCGAUUCCCUCCCGGGCGACGGUGUGUUUAAGGAAGAGGAGAUUUUUGAGACAGUGGUCUCUACCAUGGACUCUACCCAGACGACGACAAUGACCAGAACGAUCACAACGACAGUGACUGUCUGGCCGUCCAACGAGCUCACCGCCACAUCGUCUGCGGCUAUGCGCCAGCCGGAAACCAGUGCACCCUCUGCGACAGUCCCGGUCGCCAAUGUUCGACUCGGUCUCGGUGGGCAAUUCAAAGAAGUCGACAGCACAUCCUCGUUUUCCUGGGCCAACUCUACAUUCACCUCGGUAGCAGCCCGCCUAGACCCCAGUGCCCGUCUUGGCGGCCAAUUCAUGGAGGCUGAGGAGUCGCUCUCUUCUUCUCCUGUUGCCAGCCUGCCUGCCACUUCUUCCGCAGCCAUGCCCGAGUCGGUCAGCCUGGAGAGCCAAACCACGACACCGGCUGCAACUUUGGCGCCUUUGGAUCUGGGGAGUCCGUUCAGGGAGCUCUACAAGGCUUCGGCUGCCUACGCCAACACGACUACGAGCGCAGGAUUCAAGACUGUUGUGCGCCCCUGA
This is a messenger RNA of Emericellopsis cladophorae, 1254 nucleotides long. RefSeq lists its product as uncharacterized. NCBI's taxonomy places the organism in Eukaryota, Fungi, Ascomycota, Sordariomycetes, Hypocreales, Bionectriaceae. The transcript has 2 exons. Bases 1 to 1254 code for a protein of 417 amino acids. The record is from RefSeq and is a predicted model, not a curated record.